Molecule: messenger RNA, 847 nt
Organism: Zingiber officinale
Lineage: Eukaryota; Viridiplantae; Streptophyta; Magnoliopsida; Zingiberales; Zingiberaceae
Product: glutathione S-transferase U9-like
Exons: 2
Coding region: 60-728 (222 amino acids)
Biological process (GO): glutathione metabolic process
Cellular component (GO): cytoplasm
Molecular function (GO): glutathione transferase activity
Source: RefSeq, a predicted model, not a curated record
CUUGUUUCCCUUCUCUUCACCACCACAAAACAAGUCUUCAUUGCAGAGCAAAUCCAUCAAUGGCGAACGCGAAGGAGGUGAGGCUCUACGGCAUGACUCGCAGUGGCUACUGCCUGAUGGUCCACCACGCCCUCCGCCUCAAGGGCGUCCCCUACGACUACGUGGAGGAGGACCUCAAGAACAAGAGCCAGGAGCUGCUGCGGUUGAACCCGGUCCACAAGAAGGUUCCGGUGCUGGUGGUCGACGGCCGCCCCGUCGCGGAGUCGCUCGUCAUACUGCAGUACAUCGACGAGCUGUGGGGGAGCUUGGCGCCUCGGCUCCUGCCUGAGGACCCUCACCGCCGAGCCAAGGUUCGAUUUUGGGCGGAUUUCGUCUACCAGAAGGUUGUGCCGCUGACGUACGUCAUCCCCAAGGCGGAGGGAGAUUCGAAGGCGGCGGCGGUGGCCGAGUUCAGGGCUCAACUGGUCGCCAUGGAGGCCGGCGUCGGAGAGGAGCUGUGGGUCGACGGAGCAGGGCCGUUCAUCAACGGCGACGCGCCGGGGCUGCUCGACUUGCUGGUGGGCUCGUGCCACACCGGGAUCAAGUUCCUGGAAGGCGUCGCCGACGUUCAGCUGCUGGAUAAGGAGGAGACGCCGCUGCUGUGCUCCAUCAUGGAGGCCUUUUUGCAGCUGGACGUCGUGAAGGAGACGACGGACUUCCUCCAGCAACACGUCCAUAACGAUCGUUGAACAAUUGUUCGGCUCAAGACCUUUCGUUGACUUUGUAUGAAUAAUUGAUGAUUUGGAUGCUGCGGCAGCCAUGACUGUACUUGGCGAGAAGAUAAUAAUAAAAAAUAAAAACUUCUGAA